GUUCACCGCUGAAUCUGGGAGACAACUUUUAGUCAUGAAUUCUUAUCGUAUCAUGAUGCGCGGCGCCUCUGUGCUGGUUAUGGUGUGCAUGGUGUCUGCUGCCAAGUUGCCAGGCUACAGUGCCGGAGGUGACUCUGGCUUAGGCGUCGAUCUCAGCGGCGCAGGAGGCCACGGCGGCGGCGCAGGAGGGGCUGGAAGCGUUUUCCCGGCCAUUUUCGUCGGCAAAGGAAACCUCCCUGCUAGUGCUAUUGUAGGUGCUGCUGGAGGUUUCUCCGGAGGCGCUGCCGGAGGCAUUGGCGGAGGCGCUGUUGGACAGGGUUACACUGGGCCAAGCACUGGUCCCAUUGUCCCUGUUGUUACCGUUGAAGAAGAAUACACUGCCCCAGUUGCCGCCGUGUCUCCUGUGGUCGCUGUAGAAGAGGAAUACACAGGGCCAAGUACUGGUCCUGUUGGACCUGUCGUGCCUACCGUUGCCGUUGAAGAGGAGUACACUGGUCCAGGUAUCGACGCUGGCCCCUGUUGUUGCCGUCUCUCCUGUUGUGACCGUUGACGAAGAGUAUAAUGUUCCUGUUGCCCCUGUGGCACCUGCUGUGACCGUUGAAGAAGAAUACAGUGCUCCCGUUCCAACCGUUGAUGAGGAGUACACUGGGCCCAACGAAGUCGCCCACGUCAGCCCCCCUGUUAGCGAAUACAGCUCACCAAACCAUUAAGGUUUAUGCUGCUGGAGCAAGUGAGACAAUGCUUCAUAAAGCUUUUACUCAACACAAGUUCCGUAAUGAAGUCCUCCCAAAGACCAAUGUUAGUUAAAUAAACAUAUCCUUCA
Molecule: messenger RNA, 823 nt
Organism: Penaeus chinensis
Lineage: Eukaryota; Metazoa; Arthropoda; Malacostraca; Decapoda; Penaeidae
Product: pupal cuticle protein 36-like
Exons: 2
Coding region: 35-550 (171 amino acids)
Source: RefSeq, a predicted model, not a curated record